CGGCCAUUUUGUUUUUUACCAUUCUUUCAAAGCUAGCCAACCAGCUAGGGGCUUAAACACGAACAAUUGUGCAAGACUUUUCAUUCAAGACGCCAGCGAGUAAUUCCGGAAGAUAUGGCGACCGCAACCCCAAGUAGAGCUGCCGCCGAAUCUGGCCGGGCAACUGCUGCUUCAACGCCGCUCUCCCCGACCCGCAUCACCCGCCUACAGGAGAAAGAGGAUCUGCGGCACCUGAACGACAGACUGGCUGUGUACAUCGACCGCGUCCGGUCUUUGGAGCUGGAGAACGACAGGCUCUCUCUGAAGGUCUCGGAGAAGGAGGAGGUCACAACAAGAGAGGUGACCGGGAUUAAGUCUUUGUACGAGGCUGAACUGGCGGAUGCUAGGCGUGUCCUUGACGAGACCGCAAGAGAGAGAGCUAAACUGCAGAUUGAUCUGGGCAAGGUCAACUCUGAGCUUGAGGAGGUCACUAAGAGCUUCAAGAAGAAGGAUGGUGACCUGGCUUUGGCUCAGGCCCGUAUCAAGGACCUGGAGUCUCAGUUUAACCAGAGCGAAGCAUCACUCACUACAGCUCUUAGUGAGAAUGCAUCACUCUCUGCAGAGAUUGCUGACCUGAAGAAACAGCUUGCUAAGGCUGAGGAUGCUCAUGCUGUUGCUAAAAAGCAGCUGGAGACUGAGACACUGAUGCGAGUGGAUGUGGAGAACCGCUGCCAAAGCCUGAGUGAGGAACUUGAGUUUAGGAAGAGCAUGUUUGAGGAGGAAGUGCGUGAGACACGGAAGCGCCAUGAAAAGAGGAUGGUGGAGGUGGAUGCCGGAGCCAAGCAGGAUUAUGAAUACAAACUGGCCCAAGCUCUGCAGGACCUUCGCAAGGAACAUGAGGGACAGGUGAACCUCUACAAGACUGAGCUUGAGCAAACCUUUCAGGCUAAGCUGGACAAUGCCAAGGUGUCUUCUGACCUUAAUGAUAAGGCAGUUACCACAGCACGGGAGGAGCUGCAGGAGGCUCGAGUCAGGAUUGAGGGGCUGACCUAUCAGCUGUCUGCACUCCAGAAACAGGCAGCAGCAGCAGAGGAACGUUUGCGUGAGCUGGAGGACUUGCUGAACAACGAGCGUGAUAAACAUCGCAAAAUAAUGGAUGGCAAGGAACGCGAGAUGGCCGAGAUGAGGGACCGCAUGCAGAUGCAGCUCAACGAGUACCAGGAGCUGCUGGAUGUAAAGUUAGCUUUGGACAUGGAGAUCAAUGCAUACAGGAAGCUACUGGAGGGAGAGGAAGACAGGCUGAAGCUGUCCCCCAGCCCCCCUUCACGUGUCACUGUUUCUCGAAGCGUGGCUGCUAGCAGCAGCUCCUCACGCUCAUCCCGUGCUAAGAGGAAGCGUGUGGAGGUGGAAGAUGAGACACUCAGUGCUCCCAGUUUUCGUGUCAGCCAGCAUGCAGAGGCAACAGGCUCGAUCAGUAUUGAGGAGCUUGAUCUCGAGGGCAAGAGUGUUACCCUUAAAAAUGUCUCCAAUAAGGAUCAGUCUCUUGGUAGCUGGCGGCUAAAGAGGCGAGUUGGAGAGGGAGAUGAGAUUGCUUACAAAUUCAGCCCUAAGUUUGUUCUUAAAGCAGGACAGACUGUUACAGUGUGGGCUGCAGAUGCAGGCAUGGCCCACAGUCCUCCCUCAGACCUUCUGUGGAAGAGUCAGAGCAGCUGGGGAAGUGGAGAUGAAACGGUCACCCUGCUGGUCAAUUCAGAUGGAGAGGAGGUGGCAAAGCGAGUAGUCACUAAGAGCAUUGUAGAGCUGGAGAAUGGAGAUGAUGAAAAUGGAGAUUUUGGAAAUGAGGAUCUCUUCCACCAGCAAGGCGAUCCAAAGACUCGAUCCAGAGAAUGUGCCGUCAUGUGAGGGAGGUUCAUUUACCACAGUAUUUCCCCCGAUUGCUCUCUCAGAGCCACAAUUUUUUUUUUGUGUGUACUUCAAUCAUGAAUCCUUAAAAUUGCUCUCUCCCUUCCUGAAAGAGUGUCAUUGGCGUACAGUUUUUACGGACCUCGUUUUUUAAACCCAGGUAACCAUGAACUGUGUAUCAAAAGUUUUUUGUUUUUGUUUUUUAAGUACAGUCUAUCAAAAUGUUUUGCUUUUAUAUUUCUUUUUGAUAAGUAUCAAAUGAAAGUUGGACAGCUUCUGAAUACAUGCCUAACCUCCCCAUAAUAGAGGUCUUCACAGUAUAACAGCAGGAAUUGACUCGAUGUACUUUUAAACAAGAAAAGUGCAGUAAAAGGUAAAGGAUGUGCAGUAAAGUGUGUUAGUAAAUGGUUUGUUUGGUGGGAUAAGAAAUGUUUUGCUUUGACUUAUGUAGGUUACUGUAUGUUGAAACUGACAGCUGCCGCUUAGCUCGUGUGUUUUUGUUUUCUGCUUUUGUCGUACAGAUAAACAGGGUGGAAAAGGAAUGAUAGGAGUUUAGUCAUUUCUUUAGUAAAUCCACACAUUUUUUGCUUGGAGAAAUAAUGAGCAAAAUCAUGUGGUGGUGACUGAAAGUGAAUAAUUGAAACUUUGGACAUUUUAGGAAUCUCUAGUCUAAAAGGCACUCCUAUUACUCUGAAAUCAUGCAACUGAUCUGCUUCUGUGGUGUCAGAAAUCGGGAAUCUCAUGAGGUCUGGGCUCCAGGCCCUCUACUGAUGAGAACAGAUAAAAAAAAAAAUGUAUUCUGACUCGGCACAUCAAAACUGAACCUGAGCUGAUGGCUGAGAAGUGUUCAGAAAAUUCUGAAUUGACGAUAAUAUUGAGCUAAAUGUUGCUUAUAACACAUUUUAAUCAUAAUGCACUCACCAUGAUUUUCAAGCAAAUGUUUACAUAUGGAAUAAAACACAAUACGGUGUGCUGUUAUGAGAAAAUUAUCAGCAAUCCUUUCCAUUGUGGAUUGAUUGUUUUCCUGUAACAGCACACCAUAAAGGGUUUGAGUCUUAAACCAAAACUGCAACGUGUAAACGUCAGUACCAUGGAGUACAACUGAUUUACAAAAUACUGACACUGAAAACUCCAUCCAUAGAUGUUAAAUGAAAUAUCUUACAGAAAACCUUAUUUUUCUUUCUUUUUUAAAAAAAAAUUGUAAUCUGUUUACAUGGUGUGUUCACCAUACAAUUUUCUAUGUAAUUCGUUACCAAAAAAAAUCUGUUCUAAUGAAUUAGAAUGAGUGUGUUAAUAUAAACUGGUGCUAGAGAAAAGAAAUUGCAUUAGUCAAAACCAUGUGCUAUAAUGCAAAUCUAGUGUAGCUUUCUUCUGUCUCUUAGAUGAUCUGGAAUCUGAUCUGGAAAUUUCUUUUUUUUUUU
Molecule: messenger RNA, 3302 nt
Organism: Hemibagrus wyckioides
Lineage: Eukaryota; Metazoa; Chordata; Actinopteri; Siluriformes; Bagridae
Gene: lmnb2
Product: lamin B2
Exons: 13
Coding region: 115-1881 (588 amino acids)
Source: RefSeq, a predicted model, not a curated record